CAAUUGAAGAACGCCAGCAACGACUGGCGGCAUAUGAGGAACCGUCAAGUGGACUGCUGUUGAAGUUCAAAUAUCCGAAUGGAUUUAUCAGAAAGAGAACUUUCAAUGUGUCGGACCCAAUUCAGGUCUUGUUUGACUUUGUCGGACAAGAUGAAAUGGCAAGUGAAAUAUUCAGUGUUCAACAAGCAACAUCAUCCAAACCAAUUGAGAGUACCUCAUCAGGCUCACUUAUGGAUCAUGGCAUAACAACAUCUGCAACUCUGUACGUGCUUUGGAUUUCAACUCUAGAUAUUCAGGAAAGGUGUCCAGUUCAGGCGAAUGUAGUGCUGGAGCAGUCACUGUCUUCGGUCCAAAGUCUACAGACAUCGCUUUCUGACCAAGCACUGACAUCUUUGUCAGCCCAGUCACCACUGGCCCCAGCAUCUCCUCAAGUGCUGUCGACCAUGCUCAACUCCCCAGAAACAUCAACUUCGUUCUCCUCCCAGGCAACUGUGUCCCAGCCCUCCACUCAAGUGAUGACCAUUGAGGACCAGGCAUCAGCUUCUCCAUUUACUGAGCAACCUGUAAUUCUCCUGGAAGACCAAGAAGAGCCACCUGAGUCUCCACAACAUCCACCAGAGUUGCCUUUGGAUGAAACAGAUCUUCAGACUAUAUUAGCAAAACUAUACAGCAAGGUUGAUAUGACUUUCUCUCCUACAAGCAACCAAAUAAAUGUGUGCAGAGACAGGAUUUUAGAAUGUAGCCUGCAUGCCUUCAGAAGACGCCGUUUUGAUCCAGCAGCAAAACUGGAUGUUAUUUUUGUGGAUGAAGAGGACAACGCUGAAGGGGCAGUUGAUGAAGGUGGUCCCACACGGGAGUAUCUAAGACUGUUAAUGAGGGCCAUUCAUCAAUCUAAUGUGUUUGAGGGGCAUGAGAAUGACCGCCAUCUAGCUUUGGACACUAGUGCGCUGGAGUCAAAAAUGUACAACUGUAUUGGAAAAAUGAUAUCAGUCUGUUUGGUGCAUGGAGGCAUUGGACCACAUUUCUUCUCUCAAAGGCUGUAUGACCAGAUUUGUGGCACAUUGUCUCAACCUACCCUGGUUGAGGAAGUUGUUAACCAUUCAUUCAGACAGCAGUUGAUCAAAAUUCAGGAUACAAACACAAUCGUGGAGGCAAACGAAGCCAUUAUGCAGGCAGCAGAUACCCUGAGCAUUGUUGGAGCAUUAAGGCGUGUAACUACUCUGGAAGAGAGGGACUCCCUUGUGCAAUCUGCUGCAGACUUCUUUGUAAAUGGCCGAGUGUGCACUUCAUUGCAACAGUUUAUGGAAGGUUUGAAGACUCUUAAUGUGCUAGACGAGAUUCAGAAAAACCCUGAAGUCUUUCAUGAAUUGUUUGUCUGUGAGGAGAAACCACUCUUGGCACGGGACCUGUACACACUUUUCCAAGUGUGUUUUUCUGUGCAAGGCAGCAAUAAAAGGAGGAUAGAAAAUCAAACCAUAUGCUACUGGAGAGACUGGUUGGUGGAUAUUGAAGGUACAAUUAUUGUGAUACUGUAAACACAAUCUGUAUCAAUU
Messenger RNA from Xiphophorus hellerii (green swordtail), 1553 nucleotides. Its product is annotated as G2/M phase-specific E3 ubiquitin-protein ligase-like. The record is from RefSeq and is a predicted model, not a curated record. The coding region runs from base 156 to 1535 and encodes 459 amino acids. Lineage: Eukaryota; Metazoa; Chordata; Actinopteri; Cyprinodontiformes; Poeciliidae. The transcript is spliced from 8 exons. Gene Ontology annotation, molecular function: ubiquitin-protein transferase activity.